Molecule: messenger RNA, 1053 nt
Organism: Drosophila eugracilis
Lineage: Eukaryota; Metazoa; Arthropoda; Insecta; Diptera; Drosophilidae
Exons: 3
Coding region: 105-965 (286 amino acids)
Source: RefSeq, a predicted model, not a curated record
GUGCAACCAGAGACCAGUCGUUAAAGUCAGUUCCAUUUGAACGGAGCCAGCGAGUAUAUAUAACACAACGUUCCAAACCUAAGUCAACAACUAAAGAAAACACCAUGGGAGAAUACACCUGGAUUAGCUCGAAUGUUUAUGGUUCUCUGCCACCUGGCGCCAUCCUGGCUGGUCAUGAUUCCGAUCAGGAUCCCAUCUAUGUAGGUCGCGCCUAUCACAAUGGAGAAAUGCUCCCGGCUAAGAUUGUGCCUGGCAAGCAGCAGGCCUACGUUCCAUGGGGUGGUCAGGAGAUCAGCAAGCAUGACUUUGAGGUCCUUGUAGGCGAUCAUUAUACCUGGAUCCCGGCCAGCGGUGGAUUUGUACCGCCUCAUGCCAUUCGUGUAGGCCAGACCGGCGAGGGUGAGCCUCUGUAUGUGGGACGUGGCUACUUCCAGGGUAGUCUUACUCCCGGAAAGGUUCAUCCUUCCCACCAGUGCUUGUACAUCCCGUACGGUGGACAGGAACAUCGUCUGGAGGCCUAUGAAGUUCUGGUCCAGCCGGAAACUUGGAUUCCCUCAUCUGGACGUGGGCUUGUUCCCGGAACUGUGGUUGGUGGACACGACGCCGAUGGCGAUCAGAUCUAUGUUGGUCGCGCCUACCACGAAGGCGAUUUGCUGCCAGCUAAGGUAAUCCCCAACAAGGGCUGUGCCUAUGUGCCCUACGGCGGCGGUGAGGUGGUUAAGCAUGACUAUGAGCUGCUGGCCGGAUACGGUUAUGGAUGGGUGCACGACAGCCAAGGGAAUGUGCCCGGCAAUGCCGUUCUCUGCGGUCGCACUGCCGACGGUGAACCCCUGUUCAUCGGCCGUGCCCACCACCAUGGCAGUCUGACGCCCGGAAAGAUCCAUCAGUCCCAUCACUGCCUGUACAUCCCAUUCGGUGGCGAGGAGGUCCGUAUAGACCACUACGAGGUCCUGGUCAAGGGCUAAGCUGUUAUAGUUUCUGCUUUCCUCCCCCCGUUUCCUCUGCCAACUAAUUUAUAACUCAUCUUGUCAUUAAAAAUGUCCUUCCACUAAA